UGAAUGUCUCCUCUUUUUUCACCCUUUUAGGUGUAUCCUGGUAGUUGGGAUUGCGCUUUGCUUUAUUUACAUGAUCAAGACAAGGUACGAUGUCAAGACAUGUGACACAGGAAGAAUUGACAAGGUCAACCCAGAACAUGCCAAGAGAGCUCAGAAAUACUCAGAGGGAAUUUUGCAAGCCGAGUGCCGACCGUCUUUUGCGAAGACCAAGUGGAGCGAGCUGUUUCCGAACAGAUACAAUGCGGAUCUCCUUCCCUUCAUAACAAAGGACGUCGAUGCUCACUCCAAUCUCUUUCAAUACCCGCCCCCUUUCGGGUUUCGGGAUUUUUUUGACACGCUUCAAGGCCUGGUCCAGCUUCUGCCUGAAUUCGAUCUCCCAGCAGAGCUGCAGUCGAGACGGUGCAAACGCUGCGUGGUUGUGGGGAGCAGCAGUGUAUUACGGGGGUUGGAGCUGGGCUCCACCCUCAACCACUUCGACAUUGUCAUAAGGUUAAAUGAUGCACCUGUUCAGGGAUACACAAAUGAUGUCGGCAACAAAACAACAAUAAGAAUGACCUAUCCUGAAGGAGCCCCUUCAUCUCCAAAUGAAUAUUUUCAAAAUAGCUUGUUUGUGGCAGUAUUAUAUAAAACAGUUGAUUUUGCAUGGCUAAAAGCAAUGGUGAAAAAUGAAACAUUACCGUUCUGGAUGCACCUCUUCUUCUGGAAGAAUGUGGCUACAAAAAUUCCCAUUGCGCCGAGGAGAUUCCGGAUUUUGAACCCGGUUAUCGUUAAGAAGACAGCUCUGGAUAUUCUGCAAUACCAGGAACCUCAAAGCAUGUUCUUCUGGGGUCAGAACGUACCCACGAUCGGCAUGAUAGCCACGGUUCUAGCUACCCAUCUAUGUGAUGAAGUGAGCUUGGCCGGGUUUGGCUAUGACCUGCAUCAGCCCAAAGCACCACUGCAUUAUUACGAGAGCGUGUGCAUGGUGGCCAUGAAGAGGCAAAAUAUGCACAACGUGACAUGGGAGACGCAAAUUCUGCAACAGCUGGUCAGGGAAGGUGCCAUCAGCGAUCUCAGCGGGGGAAUCGACUGCCACUUCUGCGAGGAUCGGGGCUAGCGGUUGUCUCAGAGAUCGACUUCCGCGUGUCCCUGCAAGCUUCCCUUGGUUGAAAAA
Molecule: messenger RNA, 1153 nt
Organism: Notechis scutatus (mainland tiger snake)
Lineage: Eukaryota; Metazoa; Chordata; Lepidosauria; Squamata; Elapidae
Source: RefSeq, a predicted model, not a curated record